AUGCCCGACCUCAACGCGAUCGAAAGAUCCCCUCGAGGUGUCCCCAACCCGCAGGCUCCAAGGACUAGUUCUGCCGCACCACAACCCCCUUCUGUGCCCGCCUCGAGGAGAACUUCGACACAAAUGCUGCCUCCGCCGUUGCCUCAAAAUAACAGCCUCCCGAGUUCACCCAGGCCGCCACAGGCGGCUAUGCUGGACAACACAGGAGUGGGUUUGGGCCCAGGGCCUAUUCGACAUCCAAGACCUCUCACGGCGGCUGAAUUACACUUGGAACUUGAAAAAGAGCAAGAGAGCAUUGUCAAUCGACUGACGCGAGAACUCUCUGCUCUACGAGCCCAAACUGCCUCUGUUGCCUCAACCACCUCCUCCACUUCCGAGCACUUGUUCUCCAGCGACCCAUACAACCCAACUACAACAGGAACCACCAUCAUCCCCACCAACACCCGCCGCCAUCGUUCCUCCUCGAACCUUUCCGCUCGUUCAGCCCGUUCAAUCCGUGAAAGUCUCAGUAAUGCCGCCAACACCAGCGUCUCGGGCGUGGCCGCUCCACGAGAUCAGAGUGUUCAAGCCAGUGCACGACCCAGCAUGGAAAUGAGCAGACCAGAUAUGAGUCGCCAGAAUUCGACCUCUGCAUCGGGAUUUCGGUCGAGUUCGAUGACUUCUUCCCCCCACUUGACCCAAGGAGGGUACGCAUACCCGCACCGCAGCUCCGUGUCGUCGUCAGUGGACGCCGCGUCUGUCUCCACUCAUGCCGCAAUGACACGCUCUCCGAGCUCCAACGCAGCUCUUGCGCAAGCGAGGUAUGAAGAGGCGGCGUCGCAGCGUGCGGAACUCGAGGCCGUGAAGCGGGAGAACGAGACAUUGAGGGCAAGGGUCAAGGAGUUGGAAAAGAGUUUACAGAGGGCCAACGAGCGGGCGCAAACGACGAAUACAGUAUGA
Fonsecaea erecta is the source of this 939-nucleotide messenger RNA. RefSeq lists its product as hypothetical. NCBI's taxonomy places the organism in Eukaryota, Fungi, Ascomycota, Eurotiomycetes, Chaetothyriales, Herpotrichiellaceae. The record is from RefSeq and is a predicted model, not a curated record. Bases 1 to 939 code for a protein of 312 amino acids. The transcript has 3 exons.